UUAACCAUGACGACGCGCGUGCUUCUCUUGUCCCUCCCACGUCGUCGUUUUAAUCCUCUCUGUGCUCUUCGUACCUUCACUCUCUCAGCUUCCCCUCCGUCUCCACAAGUUUCCGAAUUUUCCGGCGGAAAAGCAAUGUCCGUGAACGACGGCCUCGAUCCUCGGUUCCUAUACCAUGUUGAAGACGAAUCUCUGAGAUUCCGCGUCGGAGAGUCCGGUCCCAAGAGCAGGGAGCUCGAUCAUCGUCGUUUCGAAAGUUCCGGAUUCCGGCAAGGCUUCUGCGGAAACGAGAAGGAUGAGAUGAGAUACUCCAAUGGAGAUGAUGAAGAUGAGGACGUCGUUUGUAUUCGAAGAGGCAGCUCUCUAGAUCAGCCUGGUAUUGAUUCUUGUAGCUCUGUACCUGCAGAAACCAACAGAGAAAGUAAAGAUCUAGGUUCAGCUGGUUGGGAACUAGUUGCGAGAGAAGAGGACGAGGAAGAGGAAGAAGAUAAAGCAUCUCUGGAUCGCCGUAAGGUGGUGAUGAGUAAUGAUAGUUCCAGCCAAUGUAACGCGCAGGCAAAGCGAGAUUUUGCUUCUGUGGAGAAGGAGAGAGGCACUAGUGUCAGCUCUUGGGAGUCUCUCAAGUCCAUCCUCUCUGAUCCUGUCACCGGAGCGUUGAUGAGUGAUGCUACAAUACUGCCUUGUGGACAUUCUUUCGGAGCUGGAGGCUUACAAGAAGUUAAAAGAAUGAAAGCAUGUUUCACUUGUUCCCAGCCUACUUCAGAAGGGUCAGAAAAGCCAAAUCUUUCUCUCAGAAUUGUAGUUCAUGCUUUCCGCCAAGAAGAAGAGUCGGAUCAUGUUCACUCGUUGAAGCGAAGGAAAGAAAGGUCGGAUCAGCACAAGAGAACUUUCUGUGUUCCAAACAUCACAGAUACUCCUAAGAGUAGUAGUAGUAGAGGCAUUCAGUGUCCUUUCUCCAUUGGAGAUCGAAUCAUCAUAGAGGGAAACAAAAGGACACCUCCACGGUUUGUGGGACGCAAGGCUGUGAUAAUGACACAUUGCUUAAAUGGAUGGUAUGUUGUGAAGACAGUGGACAAUGCAGAGUCUAUUAAGUUGCAACAUUGCUCACUUGCCAAGAUUGCAGACAACUCACCUUCUGAGGUAACAGUGGCCGAAAUGGCGCCGCCUUGGCUGUCUAGUUCAUAGCAAACCAGAAUAUGUAAUUCUUCUUAAUGUUUCAUUAUGAAGUAAAGCAACGAGACAACAAAUCUCUUUAUUAAGUCGUGUGUUUUUUAUUCAAAGGAAACUUUGCUCUCUU
Messenger RNA from Brassica napus (rape), 1297 nucleotides. RefSeq names its product U-box domain-containing protein 63-like. Gene Ontology annotation, molecular function: ubiquitin-protein transferase activity. NCBI's taxonomy places the organism in Eukaryota, Viridiplantae, Streptophyta, Magnoliopsida, Brassicales, Brassicaceae. The coding region runs from base 7 to 1185 and encodes 392 amino acids. Gene Ontology annotation, biological process: protein ubiquitination. The transcript is spliced from 8 exons. The record is from RefSeq and is a predicted model, not a curated record.